Molecule: messenger RNA, 1687 nt
Organism: Tachysurus vachellii
Lineage: Eukaryota; Metazoa; Chordata; Actinopteri; Siluriformes; Bagridae
Exons: 2
Coding region: 86-652 (188 amino acids)
Source: RefSeq, a predicted model, not a curated record
AGUGUACAUUUUGUCUGAACAACUUGAUGUGAAGUUGCGUUUUGAGCUACAGUCUGUUUACGUCUCUUGAGCUUUCUUUCAGUCGAUGCAACAAAUAACGGGAGAAGUUUCCAGAAACCUCUCACCCAUGAUGAGAAAGCGGAGAGCCGAGAGCUCGUCAAUCCAGGAGUCUCCUCUUCCUCUUCAUCCUCCUCAGAAGAAGAAACGUAGCGGUGUGUGUGAUGCAGGACGAGAGCUGGAGCCUGCACUUUUCACCACUGUAUACAGAGAGGGCUGCAGAAAGAGACCUGGAUGCUGCGAGGACCACGAACAACGCUGCAAAAUAGUGGCCCCAGGAGGAAAACUGAGCAACGUUACAGACGACGUGAAGAAGGAGACAGAGAACGAGCGCGUUUCUAGAAAGUUCCGAGGCGCGUGCGAUGCGUGCACACGCGAGAUGACGUCAGAAGAAAGCACGAGGUCAAACGUGGAUAAGCGUACAAAGGUAACGCUUCAUGACGAAAACAAGGAUGAGCUUUGUGCAUUUAACUCCUUCCAGUUCUGGAGAACUCCUCUGCCUGCGUUAGACCUGUCACUCCUAGACACUCCAUCCACCACUGUGCUCAACAAAGACAUUUCUCUCAAAGAUACCUCGGAGGAAAUGGAGACAUGAUGCAGCAGCAUCACACCUUAUAAAACUCUUGUGGUGAAGUGAUGCCUUAUAAACUCUUGUGGUGAAGUGUUUUGAUUAGAGGACAAGUGAGCUCCAGGAAUUGACUCUGUAAAGAAAAAAAUAGAGGGAAUACCAAUUCCAACUCCAGUAUAAUAUUCCAGUUUUGCUUUCAAUCUGAGUUAGGGAGAGUUUUAAAAUUUUGCCACUUGUUGUUUUUUCUCUCUUUCUAUUUUCUCUCCAAAAUGUAAUGUUCUAUGAUUAGAGUCAUUGUUAAAGCACAAACUGGAUUAAUGUUUGUUAAUGGGACAAUGUGCUGCUGUCUCAAACUUGAGAACAUCUCAAAUUCAAAUCCCAGGACUGAGCUUGUGGAUCCCGAAACCAUCUGGGAACACAGGUGUUCAGGUGUACCGCCUGGAUGGGACACCAGAGCAUUAUAAAUACACACACAUUCACACACUUGCUCACACCGCAGAGCAGGUAAUCAUAGCCACUGUAUCUACAUGUUUUAGAGAGGUGUGAAACCAGAGAACCUACAGUAUUAUGUAGAAUUCCACACAGACAGGAAGCUGAUGAUGACGAUCGAAUCCUGGAGCUGUGAGGUGGUGUCCUUAUCGAAGCCAAAUGUACACAAUACUAUUAUUUGGUAGCUACAUUAGCCUUGUAAGUCUGCAUCAAACAAAUUUUUGUAUCCGGUUUUCAGAAGGGAAGUCUUAGGUGAUUGAAGACUUUUCUCAACACUGUUGCUUCCAGCCUGAGCAGCUUAGUUCUGUGCUUGAAUGGAUGCUGCCUUGUGUUCGGGUUGCUUUGUAUAUAGGCAGCAUCUGCAAAAUUGUAAAUAUAAUGACUGUGAAUCCAGAUUUCUAAAAUCAAAAAUUACCUUUUGCUUUGGAUAUUUUGGAUUAUUUCUUGUUAUCUUUUUGUAAGCUUGACCAUUCUAAGUACUUCUUUUCAUCCAAUUCUUGUGUAUUUAAAAAAACAACAAUGUCUAUUUGGUCUGUCUACUGUAGCUGUAAUAAAAUGUGAACUUUAUUCCUA